Molecule: messenger RNA, 1574 nt
Organism: Pleuronectes platessa (European plaice)
Lineage: Eukaryota; Metazoa; Chordata; Actinopteri; Pleuronectiformes; Pleuronectidae
Gene: mrpl55
Product: mitochondrial ribosomal protein L55
Exons: 3
Coding region: 127-522 (131 amino acids)
Biological process (GO): translation
Cellular component (GO): mitochondrial large ribosomal subunit
Molecular function (GO): structural constituent of ribosome
Source: RefSeq, a predicted model, not a curated record
GAACUAUCCUGCGCUGUGCUUAGUUUUGGUGGGACACUUACUGAGUGAACUCCAGGGGCUUGACCUUUGAAGUGCUUCCUGUCUGGCUGUGUGGCUUCCCCUCCAGCAGCAGACUGUGGAGACUGAAUGCUCGGAGCUGUCAACAUGUUUCUGACGAGGCUGUGUGCUCCUCUGAUACCGCGGUGUGUAUGCCCCCUGGUCACGCGGACAGUGUCCCCGCUCCACACUCACACAGCUCAGCUGGACUCGAACAGGACGUCCGUGGUGCGCUGUGGUCGGCAGAGGUAUGAGAGGCUGUACCCGGUGAUGCUGGUCCGCCCUGACGGCUCCACAGUCAACAUCAGAUACAGAGAACCCAGACGCAUCCUCAUGAUGCCAGUCAAUCUGUCCACUCUGUCUGAAGAGGAGCGCCGAGCCCGACAGAAAAAGAGGGAAGUGAAGAAGCUGAGAAAAGAGACGCCGGUCCACUAUGAAGACGAUUUCGAAGCUGACAAAUAUAGCCAAUUCUGGAAGAAGAAGUGAACUUUUAUACUGUGAACCACGGCUGAGGCAACAACCCUAAAAAUCCAACUCUCACUUAAAGCUUCCAUGUGUCCCUAUACAGUGUGUUUAAAUUUAGUUUCAUUUUCAUUCCAGUAAAGGGAUUCCUCCGGAAGAUUCCAACAGGAUACUGAAACCCAGUGUAAUGAUGUUUUUAUGGCACGAUAAAUUCUGCUAUUGAGUUUUACUGUGACCAUAGAUUUCUUCUUAAAAAUAUAAAACAACAUUUUGAAGCUGAAAACUCAAGCAUUGAUAAGUAAAUAAAUCAUUUAAAGCUGAGUAUCCAUUUGAUGCAAACUUGGUGGAAUUAUUGGGGCCUGCUCGUGGCCUGGCCAGUGCCUGAACAACUAACGGCCUGCGGGCCUGAUGCGGCCCUUCUGAGUUUUCAUAUUGCCCCCAAGACUCUGGCGGAUAUGUGUGUGUAUGUGUGUUAUAUUAAAACUAAGGUCUUACUCUUUGCAGACAGAUCCGCUCCCUGAUUUUCUCUUCCUGGAGCUGCAUAUGUGUGCAUACACACACUCACAGAUGGUGUGAUCACAACAAACACUUCGCUGUUUAAGUUAAAAGCGAAUAUUUAAGAAAAAGCUGGAAUAAAAGCUGUCUGUAGGCCGAAUGAUGAUGUUAGUUUGUCAUAAAUCUGGUUAAACUCUUAUAAACUUGUAUAAUGUAUGAGACAAACCAGCCCCUCCCCUCUUAAUGUCUAACUGUGGUACCUACUGACAGAGACACAGCAAAGACAUAUUGCUCCUCUACAAACUAUUUAAUUGUCAUGGCAAGUUCUCUAAAUCAUGUUUUAUAAAGCUAAUAUAAUAUAAUGUAGCUUCCGUCAAUAACACAGGAUCCAUACAUUUAUCUCAAGAAUAGGUUUUAUUCAUGGUUUUACAUUUGUGAAUUAUCUUGUCUCUUUGCUGUCUUAUGCUGUGUGAAACAAAGUGAAUGAUCAUUCUUUAAUUUCAAAUUUCCCUAUUAAAUAAUCCCAUGACAUAUUAACAAUUGGGUAAAAAACUAAAUAAAAUGUGCAAUAUUUAGGCAAA